GACUUUUUUUUUUUUUUUCCUUCCCCCGGGUUGCUACAGUUAGCUAACAGCUACAUGUGGUUGACUAACAUCAAACUGGCCAUAACAUGAUUUCUAGCUUGCAAAGAAAGUUUAUAACUUGACUCUUGUUGGAUAUCGGAAGGACUCGUUAAACGCUGACUAACGCGGACGAUGAAGGUAAAGAUCCGACAGUGGAACGGUGUGGCCUCUUGGUUGUGGGUGGCCAAUGAUGAAAACUGUGGGAUCUGCAGGAUGCCUUUCAACGGCUGCUGCCCAGACUGUAAAGUGCCUGGGGAUGACUGCCCGCUGGUCUGGGGUCAGUGCUCCCACUGUUUCCACAUGCACUGCAUCUUGAAAUGGCUGAACUCGCAGCAGGUCCAGCAGCAGUGCCCCAUGUGUCGACAGGAGUGGAAGUUCAAAGAAUGAACCUGUGGAGGCGGCACUGCUGCACGCCUGCAGAGACCGAGAGAGAGGCCUGUUAAUGGAUUUCUUUUUUUUUUUAUCAGAUGUGAAUAAAUAUGUUUUUGUAUUUCUCUACCUUCUGUAAUGCAAAGUACAUUUGGAAGCAAUUGUAUUCUGUUGACAGUUUUAGUAUGUGAUUAAAUAAAGAAAAACCCUACAUCACAUGCA
Molecule: messenger RNA, 630 nt
Organism: Micropterus salmoides (largemouth bass)
Lineage: Eukaryota; Metazoa; Chordata; Actinopteri; Centrarchiformes; Centrarchidae
Gene: anapc11
Product: APC11 anaphase promoting complex subunit 11 homolog (yeast)
Exons: 3
Coding region: 172-426 (84 amino acids)
Biological process (GO): anaphase-promoting complex-dependent catabolic process; protein ubiquitination; positive regulation of mitotic metaphase/anaphase transition
Cellular component (GO): nucleus; anaphase-promoting complex
Molecular function (GO): ubiquitin protein ligase activity; zinc ion binding; cullin family protein binding
Source: RefSeq, a predicted model, not a curated record